GACACUUAUGUCACGUGGCAGCUUGACAACAACGACUCCAUUGCAUCCACUCAUAGGCUUAUUUAUGCGUUUGGCGAUUUGCGAUUGCAAUAUUAUGAAGAUUCUUUGAUAUUUGCAGAUUUCUAUCUACGCUUGGGUUUGAUAAGAAGCCUCGAAGGUAUUCCUCCUGCUGGUUUUAAAGCUGCAGAAUGGAUCCGACGGCUUCUGGAAUCUUCUGCAGCAGGAUGCUAAGCAUGGUCAACUCUGAGGACGUAAACGCCAUCAUCCAGGCCCAGAGACACAUGCUGGACCGCUUCGAAAAGACCAAUGAGAUGCUCAUUAACUUCAACGGCUUGUCCAAUGUGCGGUUGCAGCAGAUGAAUGACCGCUUUCUGCUUCACACUCGCACCUUAAUUGAAAUGAAGAAGGACUUGGACAGCGUUUUCCGACGAAUAAGGACAUUAAAAGGCAAGAUUGCUAAGCAGUAUCCUGAAGCCUUUUGCAACAUUCGUGAGGCUUCCAGCCUGGAGGACGAUGAUGAUGACUUUGACCCUGUCCCCCCCAGCGUAGCCACCACCACCGCCACGUCUGAACAGAGCACUGAAUCAUGUGACACGAGCCCCGACGUUAUCUCACCCACCAUCAGCCGCUGUUCUGAAGAGCUUUCUCAGGGGAAUCCAGACACUCCGAUCUCGAACAGCCCCGAGAGGGCAGUACUGCUGGAUGAGGGCCCAGAUUCAGUGAAUAUCUAGAGAAUCUGCAGAUUGUUUUCGGACAUGUUGCUAAAGAUUUGGAGUAACCUUGUGCUCUGUAUUUAACAGCCCAUGUGUGGACUUCUCACGUCCAGUCACAUUAACGUACUACUGUUAGACAUUAUCCACAGCUAAAAUAUGCUCUAAGUGUCUUUGCCAAAUGUGUGUUUAGUCAAAAAAAUAAAUGAAACCUUUUUUUCAAUUCCUUUAUUUUUUAGAAAUGAAUGUUAUAUAUGGUAUGUUUUACUAUUUCAAACAGCUUCAUGUCACAUUAAAGUAAAUUGCCUUGCCUAGUAAUUUCUAACUCAUUCUGUAUUUUUAUACGCAUCCUGUUUUAAUUAUUGCUUCUUUAACCUUCAUUUAUUUUAGCAUCCGUGAAAACGGGGCCGCUUGGAUUGUCUUGGUUCUUUAGCUUGGAUAUUCAAGCGUAAAAUAAAUAUGACCGUGUGGAAAGAGGUUUGAUAUCUCAUGGUCAAUACAAUGA
Molecule: messenger RNA, 1215 nt
Organism: Hemibagrus wyckioides
Lineage: Eukaryota; Metazoa; Chordata; Actinopteri; Siluriformes; Bagridae
Gene: kxd1
Product: KxDL motif containing 1
Exons: 5
Coding region: 189-731 (180 amino acids)
Biological process (GO): lysosome localization
Cellular component (GO): BORC complex
Source: RefSeq, a predicted model, not a curated record